Molecule: messenger RNA, 330 nt
Organism: Penicillium maclennaniae
Lineage: Eukaryota; Fungi; Ascomycota; Eurotiomycetes; Eurotiales; Aspergillaceae
Exons: 1
Coding region: 1-330 (109 amino acids)
Source: RefSeq, a predicted model, not a curated record
AUGCUCUCGAUGACCUCGUUCGCGCGAAGUGUCAGGCAAGUCACCUCCAAGUGCGCCAAGCUCGCCGAGCCAGACAAUCGGCGUACCCUGCUUCCUGAACUCAUCUCAACACGAUUUUCUCGGGACCGUACCGUCAAGUCCUGCGCCUACCAGCGCGUCGCUACUGGCCAAAGUAUCCCAUCGAUCAUGGAAUCCCUGGCAACCAGUUGCUGUGGGCUUCCAGAUCGGGGUGACGUCAGGAAUCUCGAUCGCUCGAUCGAUGACAUCGCGUCGCGCGAGUUGAAAUACGUGUCGCAUCCCCUGUCCAGCGCCAUGCAAUGCGUUCCUUGA